This is a messenger RNA of Telopea speciosissima, 1332 nucleotides long. Its product is annotated as arogenate dehydrogenase 2, chloroplastic-like. The record is from RefSeq and is a predicted model, not a curated record. The coding region runs from base 1 to 1275 and encodes 424 amino acids. Gene Ontology annotation, molecular function: NAD+ binding; arogenate dehydrogenase (NADP+) activity; prephenate dehydrogenase (NADP+) activity. Gene Ontology annotation, biological process: L-tyrosine biosynthetic process. Lineage: Eukaryota; Viridiplantae; Streptophyta; Magnoliopsida; Proteales; Proteaceae. The transcript has 7 exons.
AUGGCAUCAGCAGCGGCAGUGGUGACGGUGUCUUCUCCCCUCACCUGCCACAACAAAGCCCAAACGCGGGCAAUCUUGCCUCAGAGCUCUGCCUCAAACUCCACCACCUUUACUAACUCUUCCAUUAGAUCUAGUAUCUGUAAAUUUAGCAAACUUAGGCUACAAAGCGUCCUAGUGAAACGAACCCACGUCUUGAAUCAGGUCCGUUGUCCUUCUGAUUCGUGCCUGGGCUCGGAUUCUCCAACCGUUGAUUCUCUUCCUCUGAGGAUUGGAAUCAUUGGGUUCGGGAACUUCGGGCAGUUCAUCUCCAAGGCCUUCAAGCGACAGGGCCACAUUGUCUUGGCCACCUCUCGCUCCGACUACUCCGAAUACUGUCAGCAUAACGGGAUCGAGUUCUACAGAAACAUCGACGCCUUAUGUGAAGAGCAACCGGACGUGAUACUGGUGUGCAGCUCUAUCUUGUCGACGGAGACGGUGCUGCGUGGCAUUCCUCUGCACAAGCUGAGGUCCGACACCAUUUUCGCCGACGUCUUAUCGGUCAAACAGUUCCCCAGAAACCUAUUCCUGGAGGUACUCCCCUCGGAAUUUGGUAUUGUCUGUACUCACCCAAUGUUUGGACCGGAGAGUGGAAAACACGGUUGGGCCGGAUUACCGUUUGUUUACGACAAGGUCCGGAUGGCCCAAAGCACGGUUCAGGAACAGAAAUGCGCGCAGUUCUUGAGCAUCUUUGAACAGGAGGGUUGCACAAUGGUGGAGAUGUCGUGCGAAGAGCACGACCGGCAUGCCGCGGGCAGCCAAUUUAUCACACACACCAUUGGAAGGAUCUUGUCACAUCUAAACUUGGAGUCCACACCCAUUAAUACCAAGGGCUACGAGACUCUCCUGCAACUGACUGAAAAUACGGUCAGUGACAGCUUUGAUCUAUACUAUGGACUGUUUAUGUACAACGUGAAUGCCACAGAACAGAUCGAGAAUCUGGAUAGAGCAUUCGAGACGGUGAAACAGAAACUAUUCGGGAGACUCCAUGAUAUACUGAGGAAACAGAUCGUAGAGAGGGUCCCAUUACAAGGGACCUCCUCAUCAUCAUCAUCAACAACAACAAGGGAACAGAUGAAGAAGAAGAACAGUAAUAAAGCAACUUACUUCUUACCGAGCAGCCAACAGAUGAAGGACUUAUCCUCCUUUGCCAUGACUCCUCUUCCACGAGGUAACAACGAUGAGGAUGUCAACGUAGCUGCUUCACACACUAACGAACCUAGUUUGGUCCCACGCUAGAGAAAUAAAUCUGGAUCGUUCGUUCGUCGAAGAGUUGAAAACAAUCGUGGCCCAUCC